Schistocerca piceifrons (Central American locust) is the source of this 3646-nucleotide messenger RNA. RefSeq lists its product as uncharacterized. Gene Ontology annotation, biological process: establishment of epithelial cell polarity. The coding region runs from base 909 to 2984 and encodes 691 amino acids. The record is from RefSeq and is a predicted model, not a curated record. NCBI's taxonomy places the organism in Eukaryota, Metazoa, Arthropoda, Insecta, Orthoptera, Acrididae. The transcript is spliced from 11 exons.
GGUUUAUCUUCCAUUUCAGUGGAGGCUGCACAAUGAAUGAAAAUUGCGUGUGAAACUUGACAUUGUAACUCUGCACUAAUUUAAAAACUCGGCUAGGAAUUAAAAAAGUGAUUUGAGACGAAACGUAAAAAUACAGUCUAUUUUUCUACAUUAUUACUACAGUGUGCGGUAAUUAUAUACUUUCGAAGUGGGAAGUGAACUCAUUGUUUUGGUUGUACCCUGAUAAUGUUUGAGAUAUAAAAGUGAAUAAGACUUGCAGAAAAAAGAUAGAGUGUAACUAAUAUGCCGGGAGGAAAUCAGUACAAUUUCUUGUACCGACGCCGUCGCAAUGAACAUCUCGUGAGAAAUAACGUUCGUUUUAAACAGUAGUUGUGCAUCAGACUAUGUACUGUGUGUGUGUGUUAGUUACGCAUCCCAGAAUGAUUUAGUGCCAAAGUGCAUGUGGACAUGAGCCUUUCACGAAGUAAUGCCCAAAUUUUGGACGGUUUUGAAGGAUCUCACAGAUACGUUUUCCAGAGGUUUGUUUAUGGACCUCUGAGAGACCAAAUCCAGUGUUUGGCAGACGCCCACCGAUGAUGAAUGCAUUUCUUGUUGUUUAACACUAAUAAAUUGUUUUCCGGUGGUAUGCAGAAGCAAUCCGACGGCUAUGUAAUUGAUCAGCACCAGGGAUUUUUUAGCUUGUAAAUUGAUCCAUAGUGAGGAGAUCCUCCAGAAUGUAGAACGUGUCAGAAGAACAAGAAUACACAAUAUAUAUUUCCAAUGAAUACAAGUAUGCUAAUGAGCCUUCCAAAGAUCCCAAGUGGAAUGAUCGUCAUGGAUGUAGAAUGAGUUGAAAAAAAAAAUUUAAACAUAUUUUUGUGUAUGAGGUGAUGGCAGAAUUUUAAGCUUCGUGGCAGAUCAUUUCUGAUAUGAUGGAUGGUGAAAGUCUGGAUGCACAGCAAAGUAGCCACAGAGAGUUAAUGGCCUCUUUAGAAUCACGCAAGAAUUCAAUAGAGCUGAAACUGCAGGACUGCACUCAAGAAUUGAAGGAGCUGUGUAUUAAAGAAGCUGAACUAACAGGAGUUCUUCCUCCUGAGAUACCAUUAGAACCAGGCGAGUCUCCUCCACAGUUUCGCAAGCGUGUGGGCACAGCUUUCCAGUACCCAGAAAACUUAAUAAAUGGAUGCAAGAUAUCAAAGUCAAAAGAAGAAGAAACCAUUGAUACCUUGGAACUGGCACUGAAGAUUCAGACAGGUAUUGUGGAAGUGGCACUCGGUCUAGCAAAUGACCCCAAUGCAAGUAAAGCAGUACGCCGUAAGCGUAGACAAGACUACCAACUUGCAUAUGAACGUCUUCAGGAACUGAAGGCACAACUGGCUAACUGCCGUCAGGCACACAAGACACUGAAGCAAAGAAAAAAGCCACGACCACCACUUGACUGUGAAAUAGGCACCAGCACAUUGCCAAUCCAGAAGGCAGAAAAUGAAACAGAUCCACGAUGCCCAAAUUAUUGGCACCAAACUCAUGAUGAUACAGUUGAUGGUGUAGCUUUAUUCAGACAUUCUGCUGCCCAAAAUGUUUUUUUGAGGCACCCGCAGGAUGCAAAAGCUGUUUACACCCUUCAGCACCACAGGCAUGGGUACUAUCAGUCACAUUUCGUACCGGGCCAAUAUGGAGGACAUCACUAUCCAACACUUGCUUCAUGUGCCCAUCCAGAGUUGGAACGUAUGGGAUACUGGACACACCAUGAUCAUAGUCCAGUUUCAGUAAACAGGAUACAUGAUGUCCCAGAUCAAGAAAAAUCUUGGUACUCUUCGACUCAUCAUCCAGUUCGUGGGGUCUCGUCUGAAUGUAUUGAGUCACAGCAUGAUCGUGAAUGGUUUGGAAGUCUAGAUAGAAGAAAGGUGGUUGGCUCAACUCAGAGUGAUGCUGAUUAUAGCUCAGACCCAAGGUGCACAGACAGAAAUAAUGGAUACUGUCUCGUUCCACCGCACGGACAUUUCACACACAAAGUGUCAUUGCCUCAAACACUGCUCCCAAAUCAGAUGUACCCUGAAGCUGCGAGCAUCGAUUCCCACGGUUUAGUGCGUGCACACUCUCUUGACAGUGUCGGACAACAACAUAGUGGAGUGGAUCACUGUUCUAGCAACAGAAAGCCCAAAGAGAAGGAGUGGUACGAAACAUCAUUAGAUUCAACACCUCGACGCACGAAGCUCAUUUCUCAGCGACACGGUAGCCCCAUUUCUCAGCGACACGGUAGCCCCAUUUCUCAGCAACACGGUAGCCCCGUUUCUCAGAGGCACGGUAGCCCCAUUUCUCAGCGACACGGUAGCCCCUCUGUAAUUAGGACAGGAGGAACUACAGUGAAAAUGAUGAGUGAAGAUAUAGAUGUCAUUUCCCGUGACCCAUCUGCUCUCAAAAAGUGUGAAGUGAGCGCCGAAGUUUGUAAUAAUGAUGUGUCACAUAAUGGAGAAAUAUCCGUACCUAUUAGCGUUCGUGGCUUGUUGUCUUCGCCUGUGUCUGCCACUUUAGAUGGUGCACGUUCCGAAGGUAGUGAUACUUCUGUUACUACAAUGACUGCAAAUACUGCUACUACACCCACAAUGCUCACUGUAGGUAGCUUCGAUACAAUUGUUCCUUUUGAAUCCCCAAAGAAUCAUACUGUAGUUCAAGCUGGUAUGUGGCAGCCAUACCGUGAAGUGACAAAGCCAUUUGAAAUGUCAGAUUUUUAUAAGUACAGUACAAAAUUCCGCAAAGCAGCAAGUAAUACUUGUCAACAGCCUCAGGCCUCACCCCAGCAAAAAGGAAUAUAUCAGCCUCUGCAGCCCAUGACAUGUAAACCUUUGGAUCCUGCUGCAUCGGAUGAAUUAAGGGUCCAGGAUGCAUCCCCAAAUACUUCAGUUAAAGAUACUGUAACUCCAGAGUCAGUUGGAGACACAUUCUCAAAUGAAAUGUUGGCAUGGUAUCAAGAUCAGAAUGUUCCUCGAUCUGCAACGUUGGUGUGAUAAAUACUAGUUUCCAUGAUGCGAGGAGCUUACCGUGGAAUACCUAAAGGCGUGAAGAAUUUGUAAACAAUUAUGACAGUGUGAUUUGAGAAAUGUACAGUCGAUUGUGAUGAAGUUAACGAGUCCGUGUACUCCCCGUCUUCAAUAAUGUGCCCCCGCCCCCACCUGGCCAUGUGGCCACACUGACCAAAAUGAUUUUGUGUAACACAUAGUGCCUUAUAUGUUUAUGAAAUUGUAAUUUUUUAAGAAAUGUUGAUUUAGUGCAACAAUCCCCGUGUUUGAGUACAAUUGAUGCCUUAAAAGUGUGAUAUUUAAGUGAAUGAAACAUAAUUUUAGGAAUAUUUUGAUGAAAUCAGUAUGACUGAUGUUUUAUUUGAGAUGAAUUUUCACCUAAGAUGUGUGUGGGAACUUCGAUCUCUCUCUCUCUGUCUCUGCCUGCCCCCUCCCCUUAUAUAUAGAAAUGGCACAUAAAACCAGACGUGGAACAAGAUUGAACAGUUUUGUGAACCAGAAAUUUCCAAUUUUCAUAUAGUUGAAGCAAAUUAUACAGUACCAUGUGUCAAAUUAAACAGCAACCUCAUCAACAAUGUCCACCUCUGUGUAACUAAUGGAGGCUGUUACUGCUUGGACUUAAAAUAUACAGGGUGGCCCUAAUAGAGCUG